AUGAGUCAUCCUUCUACACCAUCAAAAUUCUCUCAAAGUCCUGGACCAAACAGAAGAGGUCAAAUUGGAAGUAGACAUAAUCUAAGUCCAUUAGAACAAAUAGAAAGAAAUUGUAGAACUGAAAUGGAACAAGUUAAUAGAUUUCAAUUGGAUAUUUUAGACAAAGUUGUUAAAGGAAAACAAUUUAUAAAAGAAUUACAUCAAAAAUGUGAUGAAGAUGCAAUAAUUAUGAAAAGAGACUAUAUUCCACAUACUGAUCAAAUUCAAUUAUCAACAUACACAGACAUUGAUUCUAAAGUAUUUAUUCAAAAAUAUCAAAACGAUAUUGAACAUUCUCAAAUUGAAAUGGAUAAAAUUCAAAACAUUGUAAAUGAAAUGCAAAAAAUAGAUAGUGCUCGUAUUCUUACUAAAAUACAAACUACAGAACAAUUAUUACCUUCAAUUAACCAAAUUAUUCUUGAAAAACAAAAAAUGCUUAAUGAAUUAAAACAAAAUCAAAUGAAUUUAAAUUCUUUUAUAGAACAAUUAAAUACUCAAAACUCUUCUAUUCAAAUAAAAGAUUCAAAGCAUCGUUCUAUUGCAUUAGACAUAGAAGAAAUUUUAUUAAUUAAUAAUCAUGCAUUACUUCUUGCUUAUCUUCAAUCAAUUCCUGUUGAUAUAUUUUGUCAAACAACAUUUAAAACAGAAGUCUUAUUAUCAUUAUUAACAUUUCUUGUAUCUAAUUUAUCUACUGAAUUAAUAGAAAUUAAACUCUCUUUCAUUCUUUUAACAUUAAAGAAUCUUAAUAUUAAAAAAGUUCCAAAACCAUAUUUGUCUCUUUUUAAAGACAUUCAACAAACUUUCUUAUCAUUUAAAGAAAUGUUAUAUUAUGAAAAUUAUUAUAAAGCAAUUAUGUGGAUUCUUUAUUUAUGUGAAGAUAUGAUUGAGGCUUUACAAAAUUAA
Molecule: messenger RNA, 942 nt
Organism: Entamoeba histolytica HM-1:IMSS
Lineage: Eukaryota; Evosea; Mastigamoebida; Endamoebidae
Exons: 2
Coding region: 1-942 (313 amino acids)
Source: RefSeq, a predicted model, not a curated record